Kogia breviceps (pygmy sperm whale) is the source of this 6344-nucleotide messenger RNA. It is a transcript of the gene SYNRG, whose product is annotated as synergin gamma. Gene Ontology annotation, molecular function: protein binding. Lineage: Eukaryota; Metazoa; Chordata; Mammalia; Artiodactyla; Physeteridae. Gene Ontology annotation, cellular component: clathrin coat of trans-Golgi network vesicle. The record is from RefSeq and is a predicted model, not a curated record.
GCGGCGGCGGCGGCGGCGGGCCCGGAGCAAGAUGGCGCUGCGGCCGGGAACGGGAGCUGGCGGCGGCGGGGCCGCGGGACCUGGCGCGGGGCCUGCCGGGGGAGGCAGCUUCAUGUUUCCAGUUGCAGGUGGAAUAAGACCCCCUCAAGCAGGUCUGAUGCCGAUGCAGCAACAAGGAUUUCCUAUGGUCUCCGUCAUGCAGCCUAAUAUGCAAGGCAUGAUAGGAAUGAAUUACAGCUCUCAGAUGUCCCAGGGACCUAUUGCUAUGCAGGCAGGGAUACCAAUGGGACCAAUACCAUCAGGAGGAAUGCCUUACCUGGGACAAGCACCAUUCCUAGGAAUGCGUCCUCCAGGCCCACAGUACACUCCAGACAUGCAGAAGCAGUUUGCCGAGGAGCAGCAAAAACGAUUUGAACAGCAGCAAAAGCUCUUAGAAGAAGAAAGAAAAAGACGGCAGUUUGAAGAGCAGAAGCAAAAGCUCAGACUUCUGAGUAGUGUGAAACCCAAGACAGGAGAGAAGAGUAGAGAUGAUGCUUUGGAAGCCAUAAAAGGAAACUUAGAUGGGUUUUCCAGAGAUGCUAAGAUGCAUCCUACUCCAGCAUCACACCCUAAGAAACCAGAUUAUCCCACAUCAUCUCAUUCUGCUAAAACUGUCUCCCCAUCACCCGCCUUUCUUGAUGAAGAAGAAUUCAGUGACUUUAUGCAGGGGCCUGUUGAAGCUCCCACAUGUGGGCCUUCUUCCACUUCCCAGCCUUUUCAGUCUUUCCACCCCACCGCCCCACUUGUCCAGUUGCAUGCUCAGAAGGCUGGAGCACAGUAUAUCCCUCCAGGCCCUUCCUUGGAGGAGAAGCUCCUAAUAUCUUGUGAUAUAAGUACAUCUGGGCAGGAACAAAUUAAAUUAAAUACUUCUGAAGUUGGGCACAAAGCCCUAGGCCCAGGUUCCAGUAAGAACCAUCCCAGUUUAACAGCCAAUAACGGGGGUGCUGUAGAUGGACGUGUAAGUGGUACCACUACCGCAGAGGCAGAAAAGACUUCAGACCAAAACCUGUCCAUUGAGGAGAGUGGUGUGGGAGUAUUUCCCUCACAGGAUCCUGUUCAGCCCAGAAUGCCUCCUUGGAUAUACAAUGAAAGUUUGGUUCCAGAUGCGUAUAAGAAAAUUUUAGAAAGCACAAUGACUCCGACUGGAAUAGAUACUGCUAAACUUUAUCCCAUCCUGAUGUCAUCCGGACUUCCCAGGGAAACUCUUGGACAGAUAUGGGCCUUAGCUAAUCGAACCACACCUGGCAAACUUACUAAAGAAGAACUUUAUACUGUUCUCGCCAUGAUAGCAGUAACACAGAGGGGUGUUCCUGCCAUGAGUCCCGAUGCUUUAAAUCAGUUUCCAGCGGCUCCUGUUCCAACUUUAAGUGGCUUUCCUAUGACUUUACCUCCUGCUGUGAGUCAGCCAACUGGGAUGCCUUCAGGGCCUGCAGGCUCCAUGCCCCUCACCCUCAGACAGCCAGUCAUGGGCAUUAAUCUUGGACCAGUCGGGGGAGCUGCAGCCCAGACUUCCAGUGGCUUCAUGUCAACUUAUCCUGCAAAUCAGGUGGUCAAACCAGAAGAAGAUGACUUCCAGGAUUUUCAAGAUGCUUCCAAGUCAGGAUCCCUUGGUGACUCAUUCAGUGAUUUCCAAGAGUUGCCUGCUUCUUCAAAAUCAAAUUCUCAGCACGGAAACAGUGCCCCUUCUUUGUUGAUGCCGCUUCCUGGAACUAAAGGAUCAGCGUCAGUGGAUAAAUAUGCUGUGUUUAAAGGAAUUCCAGCUGACAAGUCCUCUGAAAAUACUGUUUCAUUUGGAGAGCCUGGUGAUAAAUAUAGUGCUUUCAGAGAACUUGAACAGACAGCAGAGAGUAAAUCUUUAGGAGAAAACUUUGCAGAAUUCAUAUCUGUGGGAAAUGAUGAUGGUUUCACCGAUUUUAAAACCGCCGAUAGUAUCUCACCACUGGAGCCACCAGCAAAAGACAAACCUUUUCUGGCAGCCUUCCCCUCAGGAGCUCUCCAACAGAAACCACAAACACAAGUGAAAAAUCCUCUGAACUUAGCAGACCUAGAUAUGUUUUCCUCAGUUACUUGCAACAGCGAGAAACCAUUGUCCUUUUCAGCUGCAUUUAGUGCAUCAAAAUCUGUUUCCUCACGACCCCAGCUAGCGGGAUCUGUGGCACCCAUGACGACAUUGGCGUCAACUAAAACUUCUAGUUUGGCUGAUGAUUUUGGAGAAUUCAACCUUUUUGGGGAAUAUUCUAGUCCAGCGUCUGUUGGGGAGCAGGAUGACUUUGCAGAUUUUAUGGCUUUCAGUAACAGUUCUGUUUCAUCUGAGCAAAAGGCAGAUGACAAAUAUGAGGCCCUUAAAGAGGAAGGUAGUCCUGUUCCUCUAAGCAGCAGCGUGAGCAGCACAGUGAAGAACGGACAGAACUCUGCCGCCGCGUCUACCAAAUACGAUGUCUUCAGACAACUCUCUCUGGACGGAUCGGGACUAGGUGUUGAAGAGCUGAAAGAUAGCACUCCUUCAGGAAAGAGUGAUGAUGAUUUCGCCGACUUCCACUCCAGUAAAUGUUCUUCCAUGAACUCGGACAAAUCCCUGGGAGAGAAAGCGGUGGCUUUCAGACACACCAAAGAAGACUCUGCUUCGGUGAAGUCCUUGGAUCUCCCUUCCAUUGGUGGCAGCAGUGUUGGCAAGGAGGACUCUGAAGAUGCACUCUCUGUUCAGUUUGACAUGAAACUGGCUGAUGUGGGAGGAGAUCUUAAGCAUGUCAUGUCUGAUAGCUCUUUGGAUUUACCAACAGUUAGUGGCCAGCAUCCUCCUGCUGCAGAUAUAGAGGACUUAAAAUGUGCUGCUUUUGGAACCUACAGUAGCAAUUUUGCAGUGAGCACACUUACAAGCUAUGACUGGUCAGACAGGGAUGAUGCCUCUCAGGGCAGAAAACUCUCUCCAUUUGUCCUCUCAGCAGGAAGUGGGGCCUCCUCAGCUGCCUCAGCUCUUCAAAAGAAAGAGACUUCUUUUGGCAGUACUGAAAACCUCACCAUGACAUCUCUCUCCAAAGUCACAACCUUCACAAGCGAGGAUGCUCUUCCAGAGACGACCUUUCCGGCUUUUGCCAAUUUUAAAGAUGUGAUCCCCCAGGCCAGCGAGCAAAAGGAAUAUAAAAGUGGGGACUACAGGGAUUUCACCAGACAGGACGUGCCUGCAGCUGAACGGAGCCAAGAGGCCAUGUGCCCAAGCCCAGCCUCCAGCAGCACUUCUCACGACACCCCCAAAGAAUGUACAGAUGACUUUGGAGAGUUUCAAAGUGAAAAGCCCAAAAUCAGCAAAUUUGACUUUCUAGUGGCCAAUUCACAAGGCAAAAUGAAAUCCAGUGAAGAAAUGAUCAAAAGUGAGCUGGCAACCUUUGACCUUUCCGUUCAAGGAUCGCACAAGAGGAGUCUGAGCCUUGGUGAUAAAGAAAUAAGCCGUUCUUCUCCUUCUCCGGCCCUGGAGCAGCCUUUCAGAGACCGCUCCAACACACUGAGCGAGAAGCCCGCCCUGCCCGUCAUCCGCGACAAGUACAAAGACCUGACAGGAGAGGUGGAGGAGAAUGAGAGAUAUGCAUAUGAAUGGCAGCGGUGCCUAGAGAGUGCCCUAGAGGUCAUUAAGAAGGCCAAUGAUACCUUAAAUGGAAUCAGUAGUAGUUCUGUGUGCACAGAAGUAAUUCAGUCAGCUCAAGGCAUGGAAUACUUAUUAGGUGUUGUUGAGGUGUACAGGGUAACCAAACGUGUGGAGCUGGGGAUAAAAGCCACUGCAGUGUGCAGUGAGAAACUCCAGCAGUUGCUGAAGGACAUCGAUAAAGUAUGGAAUAACCUAAUUGGCUUCAUGUCACUCGCCACACUCACGCAAACACCCAUCAGGACUCAGCCACCGUGUUUCGAAGUUCUCAGAAGCAUUCUCUGCCACCACGCUCCUUUCCCCUUGAGUCGGCCUGAUGAAAAUUCACUGGAUUUUUCCUCUUGUAUGCUACGGCCCGGGAUUAAAAACGCUCAGGAGCUUGCUUGUGGGGUGUGCCUUUUAAACGUGGACUCCAGGAGCCGGAAAGAAGAGAAGCCUGCAGAAGAACAUCCUAAAAAAGCGUUCAACUCAGAAACGGACAGCUUCAAGCUGGCGUAUGGAGGACACCAGUACCAUGCCAGCUGUGCCAACUUCUGGAUCAACUGUGUCGAACCAAAACCUCCCGGCCUCAUCCUGCCUGACUUGCUCUGAAAUAUCCUGAAAGCUCCUCUGGGAAGUACUGGCUGGGUUUGUUUGUUUUCCAUCACACGCCUUGGGGUGACAGGGACCAAUAAACAGAAUGCGAAUGCUGCAGAGCUCCCCCCACCGCCAUCAAUCUACGUGAAGAAAUCCUCAAGAGGUGGCGGGGGAGGAAGUGCUGCAGAAGUUCCCAGCCUUUCCCACCGACGACCUUUGCCCCAGGUUCCCACGGCCAGUCUUUGGGAUUCGAGGUAAAACUGCUCUACCCAAACUGCACUGGAAGUUUGCUAACUUAUCUCUAGUUCUCUUAAGAUGUUUUAAAACAUGGACCACAAUUUUCUUUAUCUAAGGAAUAUUUGCUGCUGCAGUAUUGAAACUGUGAAGAAUUGACAUUUGAAGAAAAAUAAAUUAUUGCUAUAGGACUGGAGUUGGAAGGAUGCUUUGAGCCAGUGUUUGUAUCUAGAACACUUACUGUUCUGUGAAGUAGAAUGCAUUUAUCCGCAUUUAGUUUGUUAAUAUCUGAAAUGAAUAAAAGGGGAAAUUGUGAUUAAACUGAUAUUCUUUUUAUCGAAAAAAUUGUUUCUCUCCAUUGGACAGUGGCAGGUGGGUGAGGGUAGAUUUGCCAGCUUUACUGUUGCAACCAAACCAAUUCUCUAUUCAUUCAUUUCUAAGACUGUCAACUUUUAAGAAAACUUUCUCAAAACAUGACUGGGAACUUUGCAGUGAGAAGAAUGUUCAUUUUGACAGAGGCCUGAAUCUCGGUGUAUCGGAGUGAAUGUCGUUGCCCUUAGGCGCCUUCACUGAAAGCCUUGUUUUACCUCACACCCAGACUGUGAACGUGAUAUUUUUUUCAGAUGAGAUUUGGAAAGCCAGCUGAAUGAAAUCUCUUUGCAGAGGCCUCUAGCCAAAUUUCCAGAAAUGACUGCACAGGGACCGAUACUGCAGUAUCUCUGUGAGAGACCGGGAAGAUAAUUCAGGGUUUAGAAGGUGGAGCUCCUGGCCUAGCGAGGAGAAAAGUAAGGUGUGUAUUUGUGGUAGAGGCACGUGACUUAGAAGCAAAGGCAGGAAAUUAUUCAAAAACAGCACUGAAUUUUAGAAGGAAAAGGCUCAUGCUCUCUGAUAUAGGGAAUUUUCUUUGCCACUUAAAAUGAAUGCAAAAAAUCAGGGGGAAAAAAGCCAAGCGGUUAAAGACUGUGUUAUUCCUGGGAAGAACCGGCCGAACUAGGACACACAUUUCUCUCAAUUGUUAGUUACGUGCUUUAUGAAGAGAUUUUGAAUCUUGUGUUUCACUUUGUAUGGCUUAAGCUCUCUGACCUAAACUUAGUUUUUAUUUGUAAACUGGAAAAGUUGGUUUUGUCUGUGUAAUUGCUGCUUUACAUAAUUAAUUAGAUCAUUUUCCCUCCUGAGGACAAAACUUGAGGAAAUGGUUUUGUUCCACCUUACUACCUUUUACUUCCAUCCGCUCCAAGAAAGAUAGACAACAUUUUCAUUCCCGAGCUAUUGAUGAGGCUGCUUCUGCUUUACCUGGCUGCGCGCCCGAGUGCACAGAGAACUGUUGACGAGGUAAAUCUGUUUUUCUCAUUUGCUCCAGAUGAUACCAUCUCCAGCUACUAAUGCCUGGGACAGCUGUCUCUGUAUUGUUACCUUUGCCCUCCACAGAGCCAGGGGGUGUUAGUGACAACACAAGUCGCCUGGUUUCUAGCAGGUUUUGCCUGAGGCCUCUGGGUUCCACUUUAGCCUGUGCAGCACCUAGGGUUUCAACAGGACACCAAAUUUCAAGCAGCCUUCUAAUUGGUCUUAUACAUUCCAUGAUAGACCAUGAUAACAAAAUCUACCUUUGCGACAAGAAAUGUCUCCCAGUUUGACAGAAUUUACAUUGCAGAGACAUUUUUUGGAAAUGCCAUGUGGACUAUUAUUCUGUCACAGUGGUCCAUAUUGAUGACAUUUUUAAAAGUAUGCUCACCUGUUAACCAGAUUGGCUUCCAUUUCUAGAUGUAUUCCAGAAUGCCUCAGAUAAAACUCCUAAGUAUAAUUACUGCUGACCUUACCAAGUAUGAUAGGUUUAGUCACUCCAUGGGAGGUGCCAGGG